Spirometra erinaceieuropaei is the source of this 387-nucleotide messenger RNA. NCBI's taxonomy places the organism in Eukaryota, Metazoa, Platyhelminthes, Cestoda, Diphyllobothriidea, Diphyllobothriidae. The record is from the annotation of a GenBank genome assembly.
AUGAAAGGGGUCUCCGAAGCCGUGGCUAGAUCGCUCGCGCCGCUCGAAAUAGGUGUUGCCCACAGACCCGACUCCACAGUCCGCGGGCAAGUGAUGCGGCCUAAAGACCCGAUCCCUAAGGAGGAGAUGUCGGCUGUUGUCUACCGACUUCAGUACAACUGCGGGAAGUGCGACUACAUUGAGGAGACCGGUCGACGGCUACAAACUCGAAUGCACGAACAUAAGUUGGCCAAGCGAAUGUUGGACCCAACGUCGGAGGCAACAACCCACGCCCCACAGAUGGGACACAUCUUCAACUUUGAGGCCGUUGAGACUGUGGGCCGGGGCAAACAGGUGCAAGACGCCUGGAUGUCUAUCGACUGCUCUGUUAACCACCAUAUCAAAUAG